ACACCCCCGCGACACCACACCCCAUCCGAGAGCACUCUGCCCGGGGACACUACCAACCCCACUGCUGAGGUGGGGGUAGUAGCCAAGGGGCGACUGGUUCUUGGGGCGCGGUCAGCAGACACCAGGGGUGCGCGCAUCGGCAGUUACCCCAGGAGGGGUCAUGUACUCAAAUUGAGAGGAUGUGGACCCAACACCACGAAGGAAGGGCCCGGGCGCAACAACAUAGAGUGCACAGUUGGUCCUGAGAAAAGGGUGCCAGCAAUGCCUGGAUCGCCUGUGGAAGUGAAGAUACAGUCAAGAUCCUCACCUCCCACCAUGCCACCCCUCCCACCAAUAAAUCCCGGAGGACCCAGACCAGUGUCAUUUACUCCUACAGCAUUAAGCAAUGGCACCAACCAUUCUCCUCCUACCCUGAAUGGUGCCCCAUCACCACCACAAAGAUUCAGCAAUGGUCCUGCCUCUUCCACGUCAUCUGCACUAACAAAUCAACAAUUGCCAGCCACCUGUGGUGCUCGGCAGCUCAGCAAGUUAAAACGCUUUCUCACCACUCUGCAACAGUUUGGCAAUGACAUCUCACCUGAGAUUGGGGAGAAGGUUCGGACACUUGUUCUAGCACUGGUGAACUCAACAGUAACAAUUGAAGAAUUCCAUUGCAAGCUCCAAGAAGCUACAAACUUUCCUCUUCGUCCUUUUGUGAUUCCAUUCCUCAAGGCCAACCUGCCCCUGCUGCAGCGAGAACUGCUGCACUGCGCUCGGGCCGCCAAGCAGACCCCAUCCCAGUACCUGGCUCAGCACGAACACCUUUUGCUCAACACAAGUAUCGCUUCACCUGCUGACUCUUCUGAGCUGCUCAUGGAAGUGCAUGGAAAUGGAAAGAGGCCCAGUCCAGAAAGGAGGGAAGACAACAGUUUUGAAAGAGAUACAAUUCCUCCUGAACCUCCUGCCAAGAGAGUGUGUACAAUCAGCCCUGCUCCUCGGCACAGUCCUGCCCUCACUGUACCCCUUAUGAAUCCUGGGGGCCAGUUCCAUCCUACACCCCCACCUCUUCAGCACUACACCUUAGAAGAUAUUGCAACUUCCCACCUAUAUCGUGAACCUAACAAGAUGUUAGAACACCGAGAAGUUCGUGAUAGACAUCACAAUCUUAGUCUAAAUGGAGGCUAUCAAGAUGAGUUGGUAGACCACCGUUUGACAGAAAGGGAAUGGGCUGAUGAAUGGAAACAUCUUGAUCAUGCCCUGAACUGCAUUAUGGAAAUGGUAGAAAAAACAAGGCGCUCCAUGGCCGUUCUGCGGCGCUGUCAGGAAUCUGAUCGUGAUGAACUCAACUACUGGAAAAGACGAUAUAACGAAAAUACAGAGAUGAGGAAAACAGGGAACGAACUGGUCUCCAGGCAGCACAGUCCUGGGAGCGCAGAUUCUCUCAGCAGUGAUCCUCAGCGGGAAUUCAACAGUAGGCCAGCAACAGGAUAUGUACCUGUGGAAUUUUGGAAAAAAACCGAAGAAGCUGUGAAUAAGGUGAAAAUUCAGGCCAUGUCAGAAGUACAGAAAGCCGUUGCUGAGGCAGAGCAAAAAGCCUUUGAAGUGAUUGCAACAGAGAGAGCUCGGAUGGAGCAAACCAUCGCGGACGUCAAACGGCAGGCCGCAGAGGAUGCCUUCCUUGUCAUAAAUGAACAAGAAGAGUCCACGGAGAACUGCUGGAACUGUGGCCGCAAAGCCAGCGAGACCUGCAGCGGCUGCAACAUCGCACGGUACUGCGGCUCUUUCUGCCAACAUAAGGACUGGGAGCGGCACCACCGCCUCUGUGGCCAGAACCUGCACGGCCAGAGUCCCCACAGCCAGAGCCGGCCACUGCUUCCUGGAGGGAGGUCGGCCAGGUCUGCCGAUUGCAGCGUGCCAAGCCCAGCGCUGGACAAGACCUCAGCAACCACCUCGCGCUCCUCAACACCUGCCUCUGUGACAGCCAUCGACAGCAACGGACUCUGAGCCCAGGCUCCUUCCCCCUGAUGACCUCACGGCACCAGGGCUGGACCAGUGCAAGUAGCUGCUGGGUCAUCAGCAAGAAGUGAAGUGGAGGCAGAAAAGAGUCCAAGCCCAGCAAACAUUGCUUCACAGCCUCUCCAGACACCUGCCCCAGUUUCCCAUCUGUGUCCUUGGGGGAAAUAGUGUGCCGUCCUUUCUGCACACAGGCAGUUGGCUGGAGCUGCCUCUUCCAUGGCUUUCUGGUUUGUUCCUCUCCCAGCUGGAGCUGGCGUGGCGGACGCCUUUUCGGUGUAGACCACCAGCUCCCCUCCCUUCCUCUUGAGGCAGCAGACUGUCAUAUGUGCCCGGCCAGGCUGGAGGCAGCUGGCCCCAUGCACUGUCUCCUGCUCUACUGUCCUCAAGCAGCAGAGGCCUGGAGGCUGAGAGCAGGCUGUAGAGAGGGUCCUCCUGACAGGGAGUGGCCCCCCUCAUCCCCAACAGCUUCAUGAGCCCAUUUCCACCCUCAGCAGAUGCCACUGAUUGGCCCCAAGGGGACUUCAGGGAGGCAAAAAGCAGCACUCAGGACUCCCUUGACCCUGCUGUUCAAACUUGUUAAAAUUCUCAGAAACCACAGGAAAGUCACCAUUUUAGUAAAAGCACCCAUAACAAUAAAAAAUAAAUAAAACUUCCACCAAGCAUCACAGAUCAUCUUGGACAAGGUUUUCUAACCUGCCUGGCUACUUUAGUUGGGACCCAGUUUUCUCUCUCUCUGAUUUGAUUUUGCUUGUGCAGAAAAGUUUCCAGCACAUGGAUUGGUCUGAAGAAAAAUGAGACUCAGGUGUAGAUUAGUCUGUUCUCUGAGCAUUUUGGCCAACUACUAUCGUCAAGUUGUUGAAUGGAUCAUCUGUUGGAAACUCAGAACCUCUUGUCACCGCUUGGCUGUUUGCACAGUCAUCUUGUUCUGUGUCUUCUUAUCUCAGACCACGCGUGUCCAGAUCACAGUGUAUAUCGGUCUCUUUUUGGCAUCUCUGAAGCCGCAGUUGCCCCAUAGGAUGUGAUGUGGUGUGACUAGGACUCGCCUCACUAAUCAGGGCCUGGUUACUUCUGAGCAGCCCUCAUGGACCAGAAAGAAUUCUUCAGACCUCAUGGUUUCAUGUCAUCCUACAUAACUGCAUCAGUUUACUAUUGGGCACACAAUCUCAGAUUCCCUUCUCGUGUGUUUGAUACAUACCCAUUUUGAGCUAAGAAAUUUUGUGAAAUGUGAGAACCAUUGACCAGUUUUUCUUCCUAUCUUCAGGGAGUUUUCCAGCUAUUGACCUGGCUCUCCAAAUAUGACAUCACCUAAACCUGUUUUAAAAUGUUAAGAACUGCCGCACACAUUUCCCCUGACUUUUCUACUCUCCACCUCCUCGCCUCCAGCACCUUCUCUCCCCACGGAAUCAGUUGGGGUGAGUUGGUCGACCCUGCUCCUGCUGGCACUUGAGAGCCCUGCUUUAGAUAGCCACUUUUGUGCACUGAUGAGAGUGAAAUAGAAGCUCUCGUCCUACAAAGGGAAAGUAAUCAGCAUAGGUAGCAUUGUCCUUGCUUUAAGAAUUUCUAGUCCCUAACUGACCUUACCCAGGAUGUUCUAUCUUAUAAAGAAACUCAAUACAAGGCAUCUUUAAAAUACCUGUAUUUCCAUUGCAGAAAGUAAAGUAUACACAGAGAAGGAUUAACAUUAAUGUUACAUUGAUUUGGAACUCUAAGCUGUAGUACUUGUGGGGUGUUCUGACUUUAACAGGGAUGAAGUCAGCACCCCAGAUGGGACUUGCCUAUAUUUUCAUAAAAUACGGAAUGUCCCCCAAGGAGGUCAUGGGGCCUAUAAAUCAGUUUACAGCAAGAGGGUGUUUCGAGGUGUCCACUGGGUCUGUCCUCAGCUCACUCACUGUCUUUUCAUUGGCAAAUCAGAUGAACACCUAGGCAGGUUCUUUAAUCACUUUAUAUAUAUAUAUUGAUUUCAGAGAGGAAGGGAGAGGGAGAGAAAGAUAGAAACAUUAAUGAUGAGAGAGAAUCAUCAAUCAGCUGCCUCCUGCACGCCCCCCACUGGGGAUCGAGCCUGCAACCCGGGCAUGUGCCCUUGAAGGAAUCGAACCUGGGACCCUUCAGUCCACAGGUUGAUGCUCUAUCCACUGAGCCAAACCAGCUAGGAUGGGGUUCUUUAAUCUUAAGUACCCACAAGACUAGACAGGGUAGAUCAGAUUUUUCUUGGUUGGAAUAAAGACCAAAACCAACAAGAUAUUAUCAGAGCUCGAUGUCAUUUUCUUAAGCUAAGGCAUAGGUUUAGUUGUGCAGGGCCUAGCUGACUCUGUGGGCUGUGGUUCCAAUGACAGCUUCGUUUUCAGAGUUUCUGUGAUGCUAUUCAACACUGCUUUGCUCAUGUACUACCCAGAGUCCAAGCUGAAAACCUCGGCAGUAUUUGGUCAGUUUCACACAGGGGUUGCAGGUAUCUGUUCAAGGCUUACUAUUUAGAUGGAAAGAACUCCUUUCUCUAGCUUCCUGUCUGAAAUCCUCCAGCUCUCUGGUUGGGAUGGGGUGAUGGCACUGGAGAGGCAGGGUUGAGUCUGAGUUCCCCACUUGAUUUCCAGUUUCUGCUAAUACCACUCCAGCUACCAGGUGAGGGGUUCACGUUCAGGCUUCCCACCUUCAUCUAGUUGGAUUUUAAAUAUUUUUAUAUAAUCAGGUUUCUUAGAGGACCAACUUUUGUAGCUAAUAUUUGGGGGGACAAAAGGUAGAAGGGUUCGGAGUGAUGGUACUGAAGAUGUUAUCAAAGCAGUCACGGGCUCUUCAAUGUUACCCUAGAAGUCAAAAGCAAAGGUGACAUAUGUUGACCAGUGUCACCCCAAUAAAUUUAAUAAAUUUU
This is a messenger RNA of Eptesicus fuscus (big brown bat), 4858 nucleotides long. RefSeq names its product CBFA2/RUNX1 partner transcriptional co-repressor 2 (gene CBFA2T2). Gene Ontology annotation, cellular component: nucleus. Gene Ontology annotation, molecular function: transcription corepressor activity. The record is from RefSeq and is a predicted model, not a curated record. Lineage: Eukaryota; Metazoa; Chordata; Mammalia; Chiroptera; Vespertilionidae. The transcript is spliced from 11 exons. The coding region runs from base 262 to 1983 and encodes 573 amino acids. Gene Ontology annotation, biological process: DNA-templated transcription; negative regulation of DNA-templated transcription.